GCGCCCGGAGAGUUCCAUCAGCAAGUGUCCAAUCUCAAGGCCGUCCCUACCGGGGACCUGGCCACCCAGUUGAGGGAGGCGAUGCCUUAGGAGCUCCAGGUCCAGCAGCCCGGUGUGGACGGCUUCCAGACGUCGCGGCAGAGGGCACUGGCCCGCUCGGAAAGCGCCGCAGAGACACUGAGCGAAGAGGUCCGGGCCUCAGGACCGCCGGGACCGGGGUCGCCCGGGCCACCACUCCCGGACCGCUCUGUGCCCUCUGGAGUCGUGCCGCCCGCGCCCAGGGUGGUGCCAUGUGGGGCGGACGGCGCUCGUCCGCUGCUUCCUCUCGGAACGCCGCUUCGCUCUUGCAGCUGCUGUUGGCCUCGCUGCUGGCGGCGGGGGCGCGAGCCAGCGGCGAGUACUGCCACGGCUGGCUGGACGCGCAGGGCGUCUGGCGCAUCGGCUUCCAGUGCCCCGAGCGCUUCGACGGCGGGGACGCCACCAUCUGCUGCGGCAGCUGUGCGUUGCGCUACUGCUGCUCCAGCGCCGAGGCGCGCUUGGACCAGGGCGGCUGCGACAACGACCGCCAGCAGGGCGCCGGCGAACCUGGCCGCGCGGACAAAGACGGCCCAGACGGCUCCGCAGUCCCCAUCUAUGUGCCAUUCCUCAUCGUUGGGUCCGUGUUUGUCGCCUUCAUCAUCUUGGGGUCACUUGUGGCAGCAUGUUGCUGUAGAUGUCUCCGACCUAAGCAGGAGCCCCAGCAGAGCCGGGCCCCAGGAGGAAACCGCUUGAUGGAGACCAUCCCCAUGAUCCCCAGCGCCAGCACUUCACGAGGGUCAUCUUCCCGCCAGUCCAGCACAGCCGCCAGCUCCAGCUCCAGUGCCAACUCAGGGGCCCGGGCACCCCCAACAAGGUCACAGACCAACUGCUGUUUGCCCGAGGGGACCAUGAACAAUGUAUAUGUCAACAUGCCCACAAAUUUCUCUGUGCUGAACUGUCAGCAGGCCACUCAAAUUGUGCCCCAUCAAGGACAAUACCUGCAUCCUCCAUAUGUGGGGUACACGGUGCAGCAUGACUCGGUGCCCAUGACUCCUGUGCCCCCGUUCAUGGACAGCCUGCAAACGGGCUACAGGCAGAUCCAGGCUCCCUUCCCUCACACUAACAGUGAACAGAAGAUGUACCCAGCUGUGACCGUGUAACAUAAGGUGCUUUGGGGAGUGGGGGAUCCUAUAGAGGACACAAGGAAAGAGGGAAGCUGUGGACUUGGGAAGGACACUCCAAGUGCAAGUGUGAGCAUGUUGAUGGUGUUUACAGCACGAUUCUUUUGGAUGACUUCAUUUUCCCCCAAACUGUAUGAAAUGUCUCUCCAAAUUAGCAUUUCUGGAUCUGUUUCAUCCUAGUGCAUGACUGAUGAUGGGAAAAGAGCAUCACUUGUAUUGCUGAUGGUUGUGUGGCAAAUGCUUGAGCCCUUAAGUGCCCUUGAGGUAUGACUGUCAAAGGAAUUUUGUAAACUGAUAGAUUAAGGAUUUUUAUUGUUAUUAUUUCUUUUUGUUUUUUUACUGUACAAGAUCAGAAUUCCUGUUCCCUCUCUUUACCUGGGACAGUUGUUUUUGUUUUUGUUUUUUAAAUAAGCAUCCAAAGUUUAGGGAAAAACAAAAGGAACACAGUUAUUAUAAAUGGAAAUCUGAUUUUAACUCUGAGAUUAAUCAUUGAUCUCAAUAUUUCACAGGCACAUCUUAAUUUCAUUGUAAAAAGAUAUAUAUUUUUUGUCUAUUUUUGUGUGGUUUUUUUUGGUCUAUUUUGUGCUUUUUUACUCUGUGUAGAGAUCUUAUUACAAAGUGAUUUUCUACAUUAAAAAGAAACAGAUUGUAUCACUAACUAGUGACAUUUCAGAACUCUGGGAUUAUUUUAAUCUUGAAGUAGUGGGUGGUGUAGUAAUAAAACCAUUCAUCUCUUUUACUAUGGCUUCUAAUUUUCUGACUUUUCAUUGACAUCUGAGAAGUAAUUCAGUGUUUUUUAUGCUGAAAUCAUAAACUCUCACCUGCUUUUUCUCCAAAUUACUUUUAAUUUACCAUGUGGUAUGACUUGGUAUUUUGUUCUGUCUGGUUUUCUACCCCCAUAUCUAUAUAAUACUAAGUGCAAGUAAUUAUUAUUAUAAUGAAGAUCAGCAUUUCUGUCUAGAUGUGACAAAACUUCUUCUUGUUUUACCUAUAAAAAUUCAAAGAAAUGAUUUAUAAUGAGACUUAGUAUAGCUCUUCAGCCAUAAUCUGAGACUGGAGAUGAAAUUUAAGCCACUAAUAUGGUUUACGUUGCAAAACACCAGGCUUUUUAUAAUCUCAUUAUCAAAAAGGCUCAUUUUUUAGACUUUAUGAAUUAUUAAGUCAAAAGAUAAGCUUUUCAGAGAGAUAAUUACCUUUCCUCCCCCAAUAAGUUAGUUUCCUUUUCUUGGAAUCCUAAACAAGCACUGCAUUCAUCACAAUGUUCUGAAUUAUGAUAUUCAAAUGAAUUUAUUUGUGUACUGUUAUAAGAAAUAAUUUAAGAAUGUGCAAGUAAAUUUCCACCUACUAACAAACCAAGAUUUGUAAUUAAACAAACUAUUGUAAAGUAUUCAUCUUUUACACACACAUAUACACACAGUUCUCCUCUCUAUCAGUCAUCUCUACUAUCUAUCUGUCUAUCAUCUUUAUAUCUAGCUUUUGGCUGAAUAAUGUAAAACCAUUGUUGGUAAUUGGUAUCAGAAAAGAUACUCAAUUUUCUUAAAUAACCAAAGGCAGGGAAAAAAUCAUUUUACUUAUUAAUAAAUAUUUUAUGGUAUGAAUUCCUAGGAGAGUUGGGUUUUUUUCAUUUGCAUUCUAUUUGGUAAUUUUUCAGGUGGU
Messenger RNA from Talpa occidentalis (Iberian mole), 2855 nucleotides. It is a transcript of the gene SHISA2, whose product is annotated as shisa family member 2. Gene Ontology annotation, cellular component: endoplasmic reticulum. Bases 291 to 1178 code for a protein of 295 amino acids. Lineage: Eukaryota; Metazoa; Chordata; Mammalia; Eulipotyphla; Talpidae. The record is from RefSeq and is a predicted model, not a curated record. Gene Ontology annotation, biological process: negative regulation of fibroblast growth factor receptor signaling pathway; negative regulation of Wnt signaling pathway. The transcript has 2 exons.